GGGGGGAUGCUGAGGGUGGUGGGACCAUCCGCCUGCCAGGGAAAAGCCGCAGCUGGGCCCUGGGAGAGUCAGCAGCUGAGAGAAGGGGAGGGAAGUUCCCAGCUGGGGAGAUAAGGUUGGGCACUGGAAGAGAACCAGGUGCUUCCUUCGUGCCAGCUAGGCAGGGAGAGGGCAGCCAAUGGCCAUUCAUGCAAUCCGGAUCACCAAAGGCUGCACGGGGACGCUCGGACCCACCACCUCCACCAGGGAAGCCAGCGUCGCUAGAUCUGUUGGGCCUCUCCGAAGGGCCCAGGGGAGACUGCAAAGCAAGCAUGCCAAGUUGGCACGAGGUAUGCCUUGGCACCUGGCAUAUCUCCCUGAGCCUCCGAGGCUGCUUUUGAAGCUGGGCACCCAGCUGGCCUCUUCCCAGAGCUGGGCCCCCGUUCCCUGGGCUGACCUUGUGCGGGCAAAAUGCCCAGAGGGGUCCAGCUCUAUAAAGCCGCCCUCCGGCCCAAGGACUGGACACUUCGGCCAAGAUGCAGGCUUUGCUCGGCACCCUCCUCCUCCUCCCGCUGCUCUUCGCCACCGGCCAGGCCCAGUGCCCGGCCCCCAACGAGCUCAAGAACCCACACCCCAACGGCACCAAGGUCUGCGCCCAGAUGUACACGGACGACAGCCCCUACUACGACCUCUGCUGCGGAGGGAGCCUCCUGAUGGCCUUGGCGGGCGAAGACCAGCCGUACAUGCCCACGGCUUUCAACAACAAGGUCUCCUCGCUGGUGGUGGGCCAACGCUGCGAGCUGACCGUCUGGUACAGGAAGGGCAAGGGGGGCAACACGCGGAAGUUCAAGGCCGGCGCCUACCCGCGCCUGCAGGAGUUCAAGAGAGGCGUCUUCGGCGACUGGGACGACUCGAUCUCCGCUUACUACUGCAAGUGCAACUGAGCCGGAGCCACGGAGGGAGCCGCCGCCGCCGCCGCCCAGCCCAUCCUCGCUCGGGUCACCCCAGAGUCGUCCCCCCCCCCACCCCGCAUCUCAAGGCCCCGAAUGUGCGGACGCCCCAGACCGUCUCCCCUGCCCGCCUCCCGUAGCAGCAGCAGCUCAACUUGGCAGCCCCCCCAGAGGCAGAAGAACGCGCAGCCCGGCACCGGCCCUCCCGCGAACGGAGCACCCAGAUGAGGCAGAAGGAGAAGUUGCCUCCCGCGGCCUCCGAAACAGCGCCGCCCAGAGCCUUUGAUCGGCCAAGGAGCUUCUCCGCCUCCCCUUUGAGCGCCGCAGGUUGCUCGCCUUGCGCGAAAGGUUCGUUUUCGUUCCAGCGGCCGCCCGAAGAUCCUCCGGGCGGCCCUCCGUUCUCCUCCCUCCCGACUUCAAAGGCCGCGCUCUCCCCAAGACCCUCUCGGAGCCGGCGGCGCUCCCGUCCGGCUCGGCCUUUAUGGUGGCGCCUCCGAAACCUCAUUAAAAGCAAAGCAACGUG
Molecule: messenger RNA, 1452 nt
Organism: Thamnophis elegans (Western terrestrial garter snake)
Lineage: Eukaryota; Metazoa; Chordata; Lepidosauria; Squamata; Natricidae
Gene: SYCN
Product: syncollin
Exons: 1
Coding region: 516-923 (135 amino acids)
Biological process (GO): exocytosis
Cellular component (GO): secretory granule membrane
Source: RefSeq, a predicted model, not a curated record